Messenger RNA from Contarinia nasturtii (swede midge), 1412 nucleotides. Its product is annotated as serine protease easter-like. The coding region runs from base 241 to 1359 and encodes 372 amino acids. The record is from RefSeq and is a predicted model, not a curated record. The transcript has 12 exons. Gene Ontology annotation, molecular function: serine-type endopeptidase activity. Gene Ontology annotation, biological process: proteolysis. NCBI's taxonomy places the organism in Eukaryota, Metazoa, Arthropoda, Insecta, Diptera, Cecidomyiidae.
UCAAUAACCAACAGUACAGUAAAUUGGCCAGAGGCAACACAUCAGUUACAAAAAUAAACGAAGAUUACCAACAAGUGAUAGCAAAAAAUAUAAUUCGUGCAUUAAAAUACAAUCAAACACCAUUAUAAAUCGCCCACAAACAAACACUUUAUAUAAUUUAUUUAUUUCGUCUACAAUUUAUUUUUUAAUCAGUUUCUUAUAGGACUUUAAGCUGAACAGUCGAAGUACAGUUUAAAGAAAAUGGGGAAUUUUAAUAAAAUCUGCAUGCUUUUAGCAUUAGUAUCGGCACUUGUGGUUGGACAAGAGCAAUGUAUCACACCUACUCGCAACCCAGGUUAUUGUCUCUAUUUACAUCAGUGCCCUUUACUUGACCAGUUGCCAAGACAUGAUCCAAGAAACGUUGAGUAUCUACGUCGAAGUGCAUGCGGGGCAAAUAAUGUUGGGAUUUGCUGUCCAUUGUAUGUUCCACCUGCUCCACCACCUCCUACUGAUUCAGGUGUUUUACCAACACCUGGCGAUAUAAACGGUUGUGGAAAUCAUGACUUGCAUGCAAAUAUCGUGGGAGGAGAACCAACUGAUAUCUAUGAGUACCCUUGGAUAGCUAUGAUUGAAUACACAAAACCUCGUGGCAAUCGUGGCUAUCAUUGUGGUGGUGCGCUAAUAAACAAAUGGUGGGUCGUCACAGCUGCACAUUGUUUAGAUAAUAAACAAUUACAUGAACGAAGAUGGAUAGUGUCAGGGGUUCGCUUGGGCGAAUGGCAAACGUCAACAAAUCCCGAUUGUGAUGAGAUGACAUCUAUUUGCGCACCUCCAGUUGAAGACAUACAGGUUGUGCAGCAGAUUAUACACGAAAACUAUAUGCCUAACUCAAGAGAACAUCCAAAUGAUAUUGCUUUGUUGCGGUUAGGACGAGAAGUUACAUAUACGUCAUUCAUCAAACCGAUUUGCUUACCGAUAUCGAAAAAAGUAGUUGGUAAAGUCUACGACGGAGAACCAUUAUGGGGUGCAGGUUGGGGACGAACCGAAACAGCAUUAAACAGUGACUUGAAGUUGAAAGUCGAAUUAGAUGCUAAGUCAAUGGAAGAAUGUAACGAAAUAUAUAGUGAACUCGGUGUUACUUUGAGCGAAACACAAUUGUGCGUCGGAGGUAAAAACGGAACUGAUACGUGCCAAGGUGACUCAGGGGGACCUCUGAUGGACACAGAAACUACAGAAAAUAAUCGAAUGAGCUAUCACUACCUAGUGGGUCUUGUUUCAUUCGGACGUACGCCGUGCGGACAACGUGGAUGGCCUGGAGUAUAUACAAGAAUGGACAAAUAUGUGGAUUGGAUCAAAGAAAAAAUUGGAAAUAAAAAUUAACAUGAUCAUCGAAUCCGACGAUAAAAUGUAAAAAAAUGAAUCAAUCUUUGAAU